This is a messenger RNA of Camellia sinensis, 2834 nucleotides long. RefSeq names its product WPP domain-interacting protein 1 (gene WIT1). NCBI's taxonomy places the organism in Eukaryota, Viridiplantae, Streptophyta, Magnoliopsida, Ericales, Theaceae. The record is from RefSeq and is a predicted model, not a curated record.
CUAUGUUCUUCACAUGCUCUGUUAAAUUUCUGCUUCUCUCGCUCUCAUCUCUCUCUUUGUUCUCUAGAAAUUUGAGUGCGUGAGAGAGAGAGAGAGAGAGAGAGAGAGAGAGUUGCGGUUUGAUUUGGUUGAUUCCGAAAAUUUCUUCCAAGAUUCGACCUAGUUAUUAAACCAGAUAAUAGCUGGACAAUUGGGAUGGAUGUGGAUAGUGUCCAUGAGGCCACUGCUCCUAAUGAAGAGAUCAAUACUGCUGAGUCAGAGGCAGAGUUAACUAAUGUUGAUUCACUUGAAGGUAUUUCGUUUAGUGGAGACAUAGUGCAAGGAGUUGGAACCGCAGGCGAGGUUUUAACAAGAGUUGAACUAGAUUUGGCAUGUUUUUCAGAGAAGUUGGUUAACUUGAAUAUACUUAUGAUGCACGUGGCAACGAGAGAAAGUGAUUUUGAGGCCUUUGUAUCAGAUAAAGAGCAUGUCUUGGGUGAUUCUAUUGUAAAGGCAAUAGAAUUUGAUCUCUUAUCUGGAAUUUUGGACUCGGAGUUGAGAGAACUUGACAAUUUCAUGCCUACUGUCCAAACAGAUAUUACUAAUGCCCAUGAGAUUGUAACUUCAUGCAAGUACUUUGGACAACCUGUGGAGGAGUUGGAAGAUAAACUACUUGAUUCUGAAGAAUCACUUAAGCAGUCACUAGACCAGGUUUCGGAAAUAAGGGUGCAAUCUACCAAGUUCCAGAGGAUCCUGUCAAGUUUUGGUGGAGAAGAAAAUGGGAAUGGCGACAAGGAUGUAGACAUCUUAGGAAGUGGUGAAUUUUUGGACCAUAAUGCGAAGAUUAAAAUGCAGACCGCUGAACAACAGAGGCAUUUUCUGAGGAUGCUAGAGAAAUCUUUGGCAAGAGAGAUGGAUCUUGAGAAGAAGGUAGGUGAUUUGAGACAAAUUGAGGAAGAGUUGGUACUAAGGCUGCAAUCUUUAGAACAAGAAGUUCUCUUCGUGGAAGAAGAAGCAGAAGUUGUUUGGGAAAGGUUGUUUGAGGCAGAAAAUGCUGCUGAGGUUCUGAUGGGAAUUUCAAAAGAAACACUGGGUCGACUUCAGAUUGUUCAGUUCAAUCUGAAUGGUUCAAUUCAACGUGAAGAAAACUUGAGAUUUGAGCUUCAGGAUUCCAUGGUAAAGUUGAAAGCUAAAGACAGUGCUACACAGGAGCUUGAAGAUAAAUUAGCUCUUGCUAAUUCUGAGGCCGCCACUUUGAAAGAGAAGGUGAGUUCACUUGAGAAGCAUCUAAAAGAAUCUGAGAUUGAGUUGCUGAAUGCAAAGUCCUCUGCUGAUGUAAGCCAACAAGCCUUACAUUCCAAAAUAAAUGAAAUGGAGAAGGCAAUUGAGGAUCUGAAAGAAAAAAAAUCUGGAGCAGAAACCAGGGCUGAGAGUGCAGAAGCCAAUUGUAAAUUGCUAACAGAGACAAAUAUGAAAUUAAAUGAAGACUUCGACCUUCUUAAAGGUAGUGCCUCUGAGAAAACUGAUUCACUUGAGAAGCAGUUGAAAGAAUCUGAUAUUCAGCUACAGCAUGCAUUAGCAUCUGCUGACGCAAGUGAGGAGAAACAAAAUAUGUUAUACUCUACUAUUCAUGAUAUGGAAAAUUUAAUUGAGGGUCUGAAGUCGAGGAUUUCAAAAGCUGAAAAUCGGGCUGACAGUGCAGAAGAGAAGUGUAUUAUUUUGUCCGAGUCCAACUCAGACCUCAAUGAAGAACUAAGGUUUCUUAGGAGUAGACUGGGAUCCUUGGAGGCAUCCCUGCAUCAAUCUGAGGAAAAUAAGAUGGCAACUGUAAAGGACAUUGGCAUUCGGUCUAAGGUGAUAACAAAUUUGGUGAUGCAACUGGCCCUUGAAAGAGAACGCCUUCACAAGCAGAUAUCUUCAUUGACAAAGGAGAAUAAAAUUUUGUUACAUCAAGCUGACAAGGAUUCUUCUAAAGCUAUGAGCCAUGAUGGUAGAGGAAAUGACAAGGACUUGUGGUUUUCUAAGCAUGCUUUCAGUAGUGCAACUUGUGUGAAAGAAAAUAAAGAAGAGAGUGAUUUCUCAGCUCCUAGUGUUGAGGCGGACACUACACCAAUUAAUGUUUCUGUUGGUGAGGCAGAAUCGAGGCCAACAGAUUCGGCAUUCAAGAUUGAGACCGUGAGGAACAUAGAUGCAAGGCAGCUUAAAUUUAAGUAUGGUUUAAUGGCGGCUCUCACAUUAGCGAUUUCAGCAUUAGCAGCCUUUUUGCUUCAAAAUCCACAAAGCAAAUUUUGAUAGCAUUGGCGAUGAAUAUAUCAUUUCAUCCAGAAAGUAGUAUGUGAUGUUCAAUAAUAGAGAGACCUUGAAUGCAGCAUCACUGUUUACUACUUAUCGGUUUACUACUUAUCACAAUGCUUAGUGAGCUUUUUGUUUCCUGGCUCUGCUUUAUGGAUUCUUCUCACUUGAGUUUUGUUUCCCCGUCAUGGGCAUUGCCUUUUACCAACUUUGUUUGAAAGAGUAUAAAAUGGAGCAAUGGCCUCUACUUUAUAGAGAAGUAUGCCUUUCUCUUGCAUAUAAUUAAGUAGAAAUUCUUUAUAGAUCCUAAAGUGACACGAGCCUUGUGCACACGGGAUUGUCCUUUUUGUAGCUAAGUUGAAAUUCAUCACUUGUGGCACCAUUUGUAUGCCCUCCAUAGGGUCUAAAGAAAAUACCGUUGCAUAGAAUAUAAUAGGUGGUUCAUGGAGUUAGAAACCAUAAUUUUGGGAUGAUUUAGAGGUUGUUUGGGGUGUAAUAAAUAAGUGUAUUUUUUUAUCUUUUUAAAUUAAAAAGUUGAGAAAAAAAAUGGAUGUUUGGAUUAA